AUGUUACAGUUACUGAUCUCGAAGAAGUUCAAGAUUUGCUGAAAAUGAACAUUGAGAACAAUCAGCAUCUUAUCACCGGUUCAAUUCAAGCCAAGGUACUGAAAUGGGGUGAGGACGUAACAGACUUCCUUCCGGCGCCGGAUUAUAUACUGAUGGCAGACUGCAUCUACUAUGAAGAGUCGUUGGAGCCACUAAUCAAGACGCUGAAGGACCUUUCUGGCCCAGAGACCCAAAUCCUCUGCUGCUAUGAAGAAAGAACGAUGGGGAAAAACCCAGAAGUGGAGCGGAGAUACUUUGAGCUUCUUCAGAAGGAUUUUGAAUUGGAAAAAGUUCCCCUAGACAAGCAUGACGAGGAGUAUCGGAGCGAGGACAUUCAUAUCUUCAUCAUCCGGAAGAAAGGAAUGAAUGCCCCGUCAUGAGGAAGGCGCAAAACAACGGGAAGUCCUUUGCGCAGCUCCGGUUUGAGAGGACUCUCCUGUGCCGUUUCCGCUGUCUGCCGCUGGUCUUGAAGGAGCCGCAAGCACACGCUGGAAGCCAGACCUGAUGGCCCCGGUGAUGUUUCUGCACACAAGCUGGCUGUAGGAGGAGGAAGACGUGGGAAGCCAGGCGUAAUGUAUGUAGAAACAGACGGGAUUCUUAGAGGAUACCUUUCCGGACAGUCCCUCUUGCACCAUAAUAUGUUUCGUUAUGAAUGGUUACCGAGAUCUACAUUCGAAAGAUAAAGAGAUUUUAUCAAGCGCUUGUGUGGCGUCCUCUCUUUAGGGAGGACUGGUUUUCCCUUUAAGUGUGCUCUUUGCUUUUGUAAACGGGGUAGAUUUUGCUGCCACCAGGAAUUUAAGGAUUUCCAAACCUUCUCUCUGUUUCUUUUGCUGGUAAGGUGACCUAGAGUCGGGGGCUUUUCAGUGAUCUAUGUGGUCCUGAGGAAAGACAGAACUAAAUUCGGGGAUAAGCUUGAACAAAAGAUGAUUUAUUGAAGUAAGAACAAGAUAUGAGGUUGGUUAUUCUGUAACUAUUUUUGAUAAAGGGACUUGAAAAUAUGUCUAUUAAAUGUAUCACACA
This is a messenger RNA of Gekko japonicus, 1059 nucleotides long. RefSeq names its product valosin containing protein lysine methyltransferase (gene VCPKMT). The transcript has 5 exons. The coding region runs from base 45 to 419 and encodes 124 amino acids. Gene Ontology annotation, biological process: peptidyl-lysine methylation. The record is from RefSeq and is a predicted model, not a curated record. Gene Ontology annotation, cellular component: cytoplasm; cytosol. Gene Ontology annotation, molecular function: protein-lysine N-methyltransferase activity. NCBI's taxonomy places the organism in Eukaryota, Metazoa, Chordata, Lepidosauria, Squamata, Gekkonidae.